This is a messenger RNA of Strongylocentrotus purpuratus (purple sea urchin), 2359 nucleotides long. RefSeq names its product alpha-1,3-mannosyl-glycoprotein 4-beta-N-acetylglucosaminyltransferase C (gene mgat4c). NCBI's taxonomy places the organism in Eukaryota, Metazoa, Echinodermata, Echinoidea, Camarodonta, Strongylocentrotidae. Gene Ontology annotation, molecular function: acetylglucosaminyltransferase activity. The coding region runs from base 579 to 2063 and encodes 494 amino acids. Gene Ontology annotation, biological process: protein N-linked glycosylation. The record is from RefSeq and is a predicted model, not a curated record. The transcript is spliced from 5 exons.
UCUGUGCUUGAAGACUAAUUAUCUUGCGAUGUCAAAUUAGCACUUCCUUGGCGCCUUGGCAAUGCUUUUGAUCAGUGAUGCCAUUAAUGAUGUACAAAGCAGCAGGACGGAUCGUUCCCAGCUGCAUACUGCAUCACACAUGGUACAUGAUAGACUGGUAGCGUACCCUUUGUUGUUGUUACUGUGCACUGCAGCAUCCAGUCUAGACAGCAGUGAUCAGGAGGGUUGGAAGCGCCUUCUUACUCAACGCGCGCUGAUUCAGUCAAGAACUUAUGUUAAACCCUAUAGACCUCUAUGACGGUUUCGAGAAACGGGGCCCCAGUCUGAGUCUUCAAGUUCCAGUUCUUGUUCUUUACUCCUCCUUCUCAUCAUGCUCAUACUUAUACCUUGAAUACCUUGAAUACCAAAGCUUCUACGCAUCUAGGCACUGUUAGAUAAGGUGAUGUGAGGUGAAGCGUGACGUUCACCAGGGAAUGAAAGGAUAAUGCACUCGUAAAAUAUUCUCAGAAAGAUUGAAACGCUGAUACCAACAAAAAACACCUCUCCCGGCCAGGUACCUGUUCAUUCAGUUUAGCAGGAUGACGCGUGCAAAGAUGAUCCACAAACUUCUCUACGGUGGCGUCGUGGUCUUAUGCCUUGUGAGUUGCUGGAAUGCCAGAUUGCUCUACACUGCAACAGAUGACAAGCAACCGGCCAAGCAUGCAGAGUUUGUGAAGCAGGUCAUAGGUCAACGAGACACUCUUUUUGACACUGUCAACAUACUCAAACAAAAAUGUGCCAGUAGCAAUGACAGAUCACAUGUACCGGCGAGGAACGCGUCGUGUGGAAUGACUCCGCUAUGGACCAAGCCUAAUGAAGAAGCCCUCAAGAAGGCCCUGGUCUUGGGAUACGAACGGAAUGAGCCAGGUUUUCUGACAGUUGGCAUACCCACAGUUGAAAGAAAGAGCGAGCUUUACUUGACACAAACCCUGGAUUCCCUCAUUGACAACUCCACUCCGGAGCAACGGUCAGAUGUCGUUCUUCUUCUAUUCCUGGCAGAUCUUGACGAAGAGAAACGCAACAUCUUGAAGAACAUGAUGAUGGACAAGUACCUCAGCCAUCUUGAGAGUGGUUUCAUACAAGUCAUCCAGGCUCCUUCAGGGUUCUACCCGCCCCUCGGCAACCUGAAACUGAAGUAUGGCGACUCAAAGGAGAGGGUUUACUGGCGGUCCAAACAGUGUGUGGAUUUUGCUUUCAUGUUCUUUUACGCUGAGAGUCUUUCAAAGUAUUACAUCCAAAUUGAGGAUGAUGUCAUUACUACCCCAGGGUAUAUAACUGCAAUUCAACAGUUUGUUCAGCUCAAAAGCAACAUCGAUUGGGUAACUCUUGAGUUCUCUGUCCUGGGCUUCAUCGGGAAGCUGUUUCAUGCGUAUGAUCUUGACAGACUUGCGCAGUUUGUCAUGUUCUUCUACCAGGAUCAACCUGUGGAUUUCCUCUAUAGAUAUUUCAAUUCUGUGAACGGGCAGCAAGAGACGUACCUGCGGGUGCCCUCACUUUUCCAACACAAGGGCAAACAGUCAUCGCUUAAAGAGAAGGAAAUGGACAUGGAGGACAAUUUCUUUGAACCUGAUCAUCGCAAGUAUACAGAUAGUGACAAUCCUCCAGGUAAGGUGUACAGCGACAUGAAACCAUUCAGCAUGUACUUGCCGCAGUUGAGCUACAGCCCGGAGCCUGGGUUCUUCUGGGCAGGUAGUCCUAAAGAAGGCCAGUCAGUAAUUCUUGUAUUCAAUCUGCCAACUCUGUUAUCCCGCGUGGCCAUCGCUACCGGAUCGGACAAACAUCCUGCAGACAUGCUGGAAGAGGCUGCAGUUGAGUUAAGCUCAAAGGUACUUCAUAAAGGAAAUGAGGGAUCGUUGCCGGAGUGUAGCGACUAUGUCGAGGUUGGGCGAUUUCUGAAAGGGGAGAUUGACGUAAAUGUUCGGGAAAAAUUUACUGAAGCGGUGGCGUGUCUACGUAUUCAUGUUCUUAAGUCUCAGGUUCAGUGGGCAGUUAUAAGAGAGAUUGCUGUGUGGCUGCCUCACUGAUUAUAACACACAGCGGAUGAUUCCAUGUUUGUCUGACAGGACAUUGGUACAACUGUCCUACAGACUGUCAACAUAUUUGGUGAAGAAUUGUGUCGUGUUCUUCAGAAAGAGACAGUCAAUUACCAUACUGAACGGCUUCUCAUAUUCUUUAAGAGGGAAAAAAAAUAUGUUGAAUAGGACAUAUUUCAUGCAAUCAUCCCAACUCAGACGACUUUGCUGUAAAGAGGAAGUCCACCCUGAUAUUAAAUUGGCUUUAUUAGUACAUGUAGUAGAAAAAUGAGAGGAAAAUGUUAGUG